Molecule: messenger RNA, 428 nt
Organism: Drosophila santomea
Lineage: Eukaryota; Metazoa; Arthropoda; Insecta; Diptera; Drosophilidae
Exons: 1
Coding region: 40-252 (70 amino acids)
Source: RefSeq, a predicted model, not a curated record
GCGCAGCACUCACACACACUAAGCCACACCUUGCAAGCCAUGUCCGUCCAAGGAGUCAUCAUCCAUUGCCUUAUGGUCGCCCUGCUCCUACUCCUGGUCGUCGUGUCCGGUUCCCCGGCCCGUGGAUACUAUCAGCAGCAGCAGCGAGAGGGUCGCAGCUACGCGGACAUCGCCCGAGUGGUCAAUCCCAAUCAGUACGCCUUUCCCGGAUCCCGCGUCUAUCCUGGCCAACCCUUCUGGCCAUCGGGAUAGGUCUGCAGUGGUUAACUUCGUAUUAAGAUACAGAAAAGACUUGACUAGCUGAUAAGCUACACAAUGAACUGUUACAUCUUGUACCGGAAAAUAUUCAAUAGGAUUAAGCUAAAGAUUAGUAGCAUGAACAGUGUGGCAAAGACCAUUCCAAUGGAAUGAUAUGUUAAUUAAAAAAU